AGAUCUGUUGAAAAACAUUCAAGAAUAUAAAGUUUAGAUGACCAAAAUGGAUAUCCGAGGUGCCGUGGAUGCCGCUGUCCCAACCAACAUUAUUGCUGCCAAGGCUGCAGAAGUUCGUGCUAACAAAGUAAACUGGCAGUCCUAUCUUCAGGGACAGAUGAUUUCUGCUGAAGACUGUGAAUUUAUUCAAAGGUUCGAAAUGAAAAGAAGUCCUGAAGAGAAACAAGAGAUGCUUCAAACAGAAGGCAGCCAGUGUGCUAAAACAUUUAUAAACCUGAUGACUCAUAUCUCCAAAGAACAGACUGUUCAGUAUAUACUAACUAUGGUUGAUGAUAUGUUGCAGGUAGGUAUAUUCUUUCAGGAUCCCUUUACUGUUCACAUGGCAGCAAGAAUCAUUGCCAAGUUAGCAGCUUGGGGCAAAGAAUUGAUGGAAGGCAGUGACUUAAAUUACUAUUUCAACUGGAUAAAAACUCAGCUGAGUUCACAGAAACUGCGUGGUAGCGGUGUUGCUGUUGAAACAGGAACAGUGUCUUCAAGUGAUAGUUCUCAGUACGUGCAGUGUGUUGCUGGGUGCCUGCAGCUGAUGCUCCGGGUCAAUGAAUACCGAUUUGCCUGGGUAGAAGCAGAUGGGGUAAACUGCAUCAUGGGAGUUUUGAGUAACAAGUGUGGUUUUCAACUGCAAUAUCAAAUGAUCUUUUCAAUAUGGCUCCUGGCAUUCAGUCCUCAAAUGUGUGAACACCUGCGGCGCUAUAAUAUCAUUCCAGUUCUGUCCGAUAUUCUUCAAGAAUCUGUCAAAGAGAAAGUAACAAGAAUCAUUCUUGCUGCAUUUCGUAACUUUUUAGAAAAAUCAACGGAAAGAGAGACUCGCCAAGAAUAUGCUCUGGCUAUGAUUCAGUGCAAAGUUCUGAAACAGUUGGAGAACUUGGAACAGCAGAAGUAUGAUGACGAAGAUAUCAGCGAAGAUAUCAAAUUUCUUUUGGAGAAACUUGGGGAGAGUGUCCAGGACCUUAGCUCAUUUGAUGAAUAUAGUUCAGAACUUAAAUCUGGAAGGUUGGAAUGGAGUCCUGUGCACAAAUCUGAGAAAUUUUGGAGAGAGAAUUCUGUGAGGUUAAAUGAGAAGAAUUAUGAACUCUUGAAAAUCUUGACAAAACUUUUGGAGGUGUCAGAUGAUCCCCAAGUCUUAGCUGUUGCUGCCCAUGAUGUUGGAGAAUAUGUGAGGCAUUACCCACGAGGCAAACGGGUCAUUGAGCAGCUUGGUGGGAAGCAGCUGGUAAUGAACCACAUGCAUCAUGAAGACCAGCAGGUCCGCUAUAAUGCUCUGCUGGCUGUGCAGAAGCUCAUGGUGCACAACUGGGAAUACCUUGGCAAACAGCUCCAGUCUGAGCAACCGCAGACAGCCACUGCACGAAGCUGAGCCAAGCCCAGCUCCCUUUGGCCUGCAACCGACACCGCUAGUGGAAGCCUCUGCCUGCAGGGUCCAGAGUAAAUAUUUUCUGAUUUUACCUGUCGUUUCCUUCUGUUGUUUAGCUUUGCCCAAUGCCGAUUUCUGAAAAAAGUGUUUGCCUAAGUUGUAUAAAAGUAGCUGUAUUCUGUAUCUAAGGAAAAUAUUAUUGUUACACACACUGCUUGCAAUUUCUGUAUUUAUUGUUCUCUAGAAAUGAAUAUAGUUAUUAAAGGAUUCUCAUUCCAAACA
This is a messenger RNA of Carlito syrichta (Philippine tarsier), 1693 nucleotides long. It is a transcript of the gene ATP6V1H, whose product is annotated as ATPase H+ transporting V1 subunit H. The record is from RefSeq and is a predicted model, not a curated record. NCBI's taxonomy places the organism in Eukaryota, Metazoa, Chordata, Mammalia, Primates, Tarsiidae. Bases 38 to 1414 code for a protein of 458 amino acids. Gene Ontology annotation, cellular component: vacuolar proton-transporting V-type ATPase, V1 domain; lysosomal membrane. Gene Ontology annotation, biological process: proton transmembrane transport. The transcript has 13 exons. Gene Ontology annotation, molecular function: proton-transporting ATPase activity, rotational mechanism.